This is a messenger RNA of Cylicocyclus nassatus, 207 nucleotides long. NCBI's taxonomy places the organism in Eukaryota, Metazoa, Nematoda, Chromadorea, Rhabditida, Strongylidae. The record is from the annotation of a GenBank genome assembly.
AUGGCCUCUCCCUACACGCUCAUCGCUUUCCUCGUCGUCUUCGCACACGUGUUACCCACUUCAUUACGGUCUUCCAUCUCCAUUCGCCUAUGGUCACGGAUAUCAUUAUGGCUACGUAGCUCUCAAUCUUCAUCGGUCCUAUACACCAAGGUAUACCUUACGGUUUUCAAUGUUCACGCGAUUUGGCAACGUGCCAAUUGUUCAUAA